Lipotes vexillifer (Yangtze River dolphin) is the source of this 1805-nucleotide messenger RNA. It is a transcript of the gene KDELR2, whose product is annotated as KDEL endoplasmic reticulum protein retention receptor 2. Lineage: Eukaryota; Metazoa; Chordata; Mammalia; Artiodactyla; Lipotidae. Gene Ontology annotation, molecular function: ER lumen protein retrieval receptor activity. The transcript has 5 exons. The coding region runs from base 128 to 766 and encodes 212 amino acids. Gene Ontology annotation, biological process: protein retention in ER lumen. The record is from RefSeq and is a predicted model, not a curated record. Gene Ontology annotation, cellular component: membrane.
AGUUCGGCCACGUCUUUGGCCACGUCGCGCUCGCUCUCGCCAUCUUCGCAGCUUCCUGUCUGUGGCCGCCGCCGCCGCCGCUGCCUGAGCCGCGGAGCCUGGGGCCGCCGCGCAGACCGCCACCGCCAUGAACAUCUUCCGGCUGACCGGGGACCUGUCCCACUUGGCGGCCAUCGUCAUCCUGCUGCUGAAGAUCUGGAAGACGCGCUCCUGCGCCGGUAUUUCUGGGAAAAGCCAGCUUCUCUUUGCACUGGUCUUCACAACUCGUUACCUGGAUCUUUUUACUUCAUUUAUUUCAUUAUAUAAUACGUCUAUGAAGCUUAUCUACAUUGCCUGCUCCUAUGCCACGGUGUACCUGAUCUACAUGAAAUUUAAGGCAACCUACGAUGGAAAUCAUGAUACUUUCCGAGUAGAGUUUCUGGUGGUUCCUGUGGGAGGCCUCUCGUUUCUAGUCAAUCAUGACUUCUCUCCUCUCGAGAUUUUGUGGACCUUCUCCAUUUACCUUGAGUCAGUGGCUAUCCUACCACAGCUCUUCAUGAUCAGCAAGACCGGGGAGGCCGAGACCAUCACCACCCACUACCUGUUCUUCCUGGGCCUCUACCGUGCUUUGUAUCUUGUCAACUGGAUCUGGCGCUUCUACUUUGAGGGCUUCUUUGACCUCAUCGCUGUGGUGGCCGGCGUUGUCCAGACCAUCCUGUACUGCGACUUCUUCUAUUUGUACAUUACAAAAGUACUCAAGGGAAAGAAGCUCAGUCUGCCAGCGUAAGUGCCAAAGACCAUGACCAGCAUCUGUCCUUCAGGGUGCUCGGACAGAAUUCUUACCACAGCAAAGGCACAAGAUGCUUCAUAUGGAAAAUCAGAAACUUAACUCUUUUGUUGCAGAUAGUCAUCUAUGGCUCUGUAAGAACCCAGAGGGAAAGAACCAGAAGGUUUCUGUUCAGUGCAUCUUGCCUUAUCUUUUUUUAUUACUAUGUACAAAGAUUUUUUUACACAAAGAAACUUAAUGCUGUAUUAAUAAAGUCAGUGUGUAGCUUCAAUUGGGAUAGUUGCAAAAGUGAAGAUUUUGUGAGGAAUAAGUGCAAACUUUUUUUUAAAUUCUUUGAAAUUGUUGAUUCUUUGUGUCUGCAAUGAAAUCAUACUCCUUGACAAUUGGUAGAUUAUAUAUUCCUCCAUCUAUCAAACUUGCAUUCCACUAUAUUUAUUUUUUUGCCAAAAGAUGAGUUAUCUUUGUUUGAAUUUGGUACAUCUGUUCAAAUCACUUCCCACCUGAUGUGGAAAUCCUUCCUUGGACGUCACAACACUACAUUUAAGGCUGGUAAGGGUGACUUGCAAGUCUUAAGGUUUUCAUUACCAAAAUUUUAAGGUUCUGAAUGUCGAUGGAGUCUCAUUUAAGAGUCACCAAAGGUGCCUGCCCUCCUCCCCUGCUAGGAAGUGUCAGUUUGAGACUGUCCCAAGGCUGUUAAAGAGCUCGGUGGGCAGGGGCUGUGGGCUGCCUGCUGUCUGAGCGUGAGGUGCAAGAAGCAUUUGUGAUUAUUUUGGAUCUAGGACUCCUCUGAGAAAUGGAACACAAGUAGUUACCUAUCACUUUAAUUUAUAGUUACAAAAGAUUACUACAACCAUGUCUAUGCUCAGAUCCAACCGAUUUUUCAUAUCACUUUUGGAUAGCAAAAUGAUUUACUUUUUUUUUUAACUGGCAGCACCAAUUGCCAUUCCUUUUACUCUUACUUUUUUUGUUGUUUUGUUUUUACUGAGCUCUUGCAUGAUUUGUGUUACCAUCCUAAAUAAACAUUUUACUAAACAUAGAA